AUGCCGACCACGUCGCUUUGUCGACUGCUCCAAUGCAUGCUGCUGGCAGCCAUCGGCGCUCAGCUGGUCUGGUGCGCUGGCGACUCCAAUGGCCAUCAAGAUGCCGGCCUAUCCUUCGCCGAAAAGUUUCAUCUCAGUAAUCCGUUCACGGGCGAGACCUGGUCCGAGUCCGACUACAACCGCCUCCUAGAUCAAGCUUCCUCGCAGAUCGACGGUCCAGAAUUGUAUGAGAAGAAGUGGCAAAAGUUCCGAAGAAUUGGAUCCGACAUGUUGCGAGCUGCCGGAAGCGUCGCAACGCCUGCAGACCUCGUUCGACAUCGUCAGUAUCUCGACUACGUCUCGCCGGAAGAUGGCAAGCACACACGCACCAUCUUCCUCAAGAUGGGAGACGUGCUGCCUUCGAAUCCGAUGGGUGUCUACAAUCCGGACGUGCUCGUCUUCAUGCAUUCCGUCCAAGUUCUCCGCGAUACCGAUGCUAUGUAUCAUCUCGAGCCCAGAUACGUGCUGCGCGGCUCGCCUCAAGGCACGAGGCAUUCGAUCGAUGGCAUGCCUGGACAUCAGAUCGUCUGGCAGAAACGGACAACGUUCAAAAAGAGCUACACCUGGCUCGACGAGCUUCCUGAUCUGUUCCAGUGGCCAGCGCUCGAGUCGGUCGAACGACUUGGCUAUGAUCCCAGAACAGUCGAGAGGCAGCUGGCUCGCUUACCACAAGAAGCCGACAACAGCCUCUAUGCGCCUGCGCGGGCCGCGCGGAUGGCCAACAUCUUGGAACAAAGUCGACGAUACUUGACGCAGUUCGCAUCUUCGAGAAGCGGAGACAAUCUCGUAUGGUACAGUCUCAUGUUGAACCCGGUCGACGGUGAAACCCGACUGCCAUGGUUUGAGACUCCCAUGUUCGAGCACUUUGAUCUCAACAGUGGGCACGUCGAGCUCAAGCUGUACACGUUUGAGGGCCGGAAAGCCGCGGUGCUGGAUCGCUUCAUGUACGUGAUGGCCGAAAGCCGUCAGGGUCGAGCUCGCCUCGUACCGCGGGCCGUCGUACGACCAACGCAGCUGUACCCGGCACCGCGCUUCGAGACGGUGUACACCGUUCCGCUCAGUCUCCAGGAAGCCGCGAGCGUGCAGCUGUCAUACGUUCCGCACCUCACGCGCCCUGUGCCGAGGGGAGAACCGCACCACCCCCUGCAGGCGAUGAUGAGUAGGAAAAGGCCCAUAGGUCACCCUCUCGACUUGCUUCAUAGCGGUACUGUGCCCACAGAUCUUGAAGAGGACGACGUUUUUGCGGCAAAGAAAGCAGUAAGGCUAGACGCAUCGACCUACGGCGAAUCUUCUUCACGAUUGGCUUUUGUAAACGUGGACGCGCACGAUCGAGGCUCGACUCGAGCUCCCAAGAUGGUUUCCUUGAACAGUCUUCCAUUAGCUCCCGUCAGUAAUACGCAGAGGGCUCCGGCUGACGUCAGGAAGAUUCCGAAAGCGACGGAGGACUCAGAGCUCAUCUUCCCCGAGAGCCCGAGAUUGGUGCCAGGGCUCGAGACGCCAUCACCCCCGCCCACGAACACCUUUCGACGACCUCAGGCUCUCAGCAUGCACCAUCCAGCAAUUUCGGAUGCGCAGCCGGCAGCGGAGCCGCCGAGAUUCGAGCAUCGUCCGUCAUGGAAGGCUCCACCGCCCCAACAGCAACCCCAGUACUUUCACUACCGUCCCGGCGAAGCGAACCCCUACGAAAUUCCGCGCGACAACCCGAUGGAUGUCUUGACGGCGCACCUGAAUCCUCGGCUCGAGGAUGGCUUCCACUUCCAUCGUCCUUGA
Molecule: messenger RNA, 1809 nt
Organism: Moesziomyces antarcticus
Lineage: Eukaryota; Fungi; Basidiomycota; Ustilaginomycetes; Ustilaginales; Ustilaginaceae
Exons: 1
Coding region: 1-1809 (602 amino acids)
Source: RefSeq, a predicted model, not a curated record